This is a messenger RNA of Ectocarpus sp. CCAP 1310/34, 2177 nucleotides long. NCBI's taxonomy places the organism in Eukaryota, Phaeophyceae, Ectocarpales, Ectocarpaceae. The record is from the annotation of a GenBank genome assembly.
AUGGAGGAAAUGAAGCGGAAAGUUGAAGACGAUCGCCGAGCUCUUAGCGCAGAGAGCGAGCAGAUGCAUGCUAAGAUGGACUUCCAGGUGGACGAGCGGGUGCGAGAAGCCUUGGAGGAGCACAACACACGCGAGCAAGCACUGAUCCAAGAUAUCGAUGCACUACGGCUCGCAUUACGAGAAUGCAAGCAGGAGCUAGCGAAGACCAAGAAAGAUGCAAGCGCUGCUGCCAUGGAGGACAGCACCAAGUUUAAUAUUAGUGGCGAGACGGUUUCCUGGUCACCUUUUAGAGUCAGGAAGGCGUGGCGUGAGCUGCUGGCCGAGGCGAUUCAUGCCUCAAAGGCUGUGGAACAGGAUAUUCUGUGUCGAAAGGACCUCGAGAAGGAGGUUGAAAGGCUUAAGGGCGAACUCAAACAGGCUGACAUCCGCUUGGAUUCUCUGUCUGUCGACUUGGCCCAAAAGAAUAAGAUGGUGGACAAGAUCGCGGAACUGCAAAGAACGACGGGAGAGGCCCAAGAGGGGCUGCGUGCGGCAAAUAAUCGCUUCAACGAGGAGGUCAUGCGCAUGAACGCAGACGUCGCCAACGCGGAGAACGCGUUGGAGAAGAGCUCCAGAGAGUGCAGGAGGUUAGAGGCUGCUGUGGAUGAUGCCAUUGCCGACAAGGAGCAAGCUCAGGCAUUAGUCGAGGCAGAAAGGACGGAGGUAAAACGACUAUCUUUGGCGGCCGUGAGCACAGAGACGGCGCUCACAGAAGCUAACUCCAAGGUCGAGGGGCUAGCAAGGCAGCUGAAGAAUGUUCAACAACGUAUGGAGGCCUCAGAGGGCCUGGAGAGAGACCUCAAACGCCUUGGGCAGGAGGCGGAGGAAAUGCAUCAGAAGUCUCAUCGAGUUCUAGUCGAGAAACAGAGAGAGAUGGAAGCGUACAGGAGUCGUGUGGAGGAGGGAGAAGCUCUGUCGAGGAAACUACAAGGAAGCCUAGCAGAAGCGGAAGGUCGAGCCCUACAAGAGAAGGGGGCGGCAGAGCGGCUGAUGUUACGCGUGUCCUCUCUGGAGGGCCAAGUUUUGGAAGGUAAAGCUGCCCUUGCUUCUAUUGAGGCUGAUAGGAGCGGGAUCCUCUCCGAGCUUACAGCGGCUAGGGAGGCAGCUGCUUGGGCGGAAGAGUUGAAGGCGGCCAUCACGGAAUCGACGUCGAGGGAAGAGUCUUUAAGAGUGGAGAUGGCAGCAACGAGAAACGCCCUCGAGGCGGCAGAAACAUCGCUUGAGCGAGAGAGACAUGUUUCGAGUGAGACUAGGACGGAUCUGGUCAGGCGUGCUGAAGGGACCGAAAAGAGAUGCGAGAGCUUACAAAGUAGCACGAAGGAGGUCACGCAAAAACUCCGAGACACGGAACAACGAUUCCACAAGGAGCUGGAAAAAUCGAAGGAGAGGGAAACCGAAAUGUGGGCACAAUUGCAACAGGUGUCCAGCAAUUUCGCCGAGGUGGUAAAAAGCAAGAAGGAGGGUGAGACAUUGUUCAAUGCUAAACUCGGCGAUUUGGAGAAACACCUUAACGAGACUGAGAAACAGCUUUUGGGGUCGCAGGCGGAGUGUGUACGAUUAAAGGAAGCUGCGCACCGCGAAGUGAAAGAUAAGGAGGCGGAACUGGAAAGCCUCAAAGAACGACUUUCAAGAAAGAAGGACAAGUCCGCAGCCCAGAAAUUGUCUUUGGAGCAGGAGAUAAAGACGCUGACCGACAAGCUCUCGGAGGGACGGGUGGUGGAAGAGGGAAUCAGGGAGGUGUCGGAAAGGGAAGAGGAAGCCCGAAACAAGCUCACAGUGCUGCAGAACGCAAGAAUCGCCGCCGAACAGGAGACCGCAGCGGCCCGGGCAGAGGCCGCUGGUCUAAAGAACCAGCUUCAUGACCUGCGCACUAGGUUUGACGACGAGUCUGCCCGACUGCGUGAGGACGUUGAAGUAUCCCGAAUGCGGUUCACAGCGGCCACCUCAAAGGACACGACCAACCGACUGGAAGGCGACCUCGCUCGACUUACAGCACAGGGAAGAGGCGUGCCUGCGCAGAAUUAGCCACAAUGGGGCAAGAAUACCAGGUGGCGGCUGGCAGCAUGGAUCCUGAUGCUCCUCGUGGGGGGGAUUUACAAGAAAUCACAGGGUUGAAGUUCAAGGUUGUUGAGUGCCAG